This is a messenger RNA of Cynoglossus semilaevis (tongue sole), 2361 nucleotides long. RefSeq names its product protein MRVI1 (gene irag3a). NCBI's taxonomy places the organism in Eukaryota, Metazoa, Chordata, Actinopteri, Pleuronectiformes, Cynoglossidae. The record is from RefSeq and is a predicted model, not a curated record. The coding region runs from base 826 to 2028 and encodes 400 amino acids. The transcript is spliced from 13 exons.
AGAACCGUGGUAAAGUGAGGGACGACUGUACUCAUCUGCUAUUAUAGUUGAGUCUGAAUAAGAAUACAUCAAUAUGAAUCCUCUUAAAAGUAAGGUGUAAUGUAAUUCAUUAGUGUAGUACCAGGUGUGUACUCCCUCUUCUUAUUAGCUUAAAGGUCAUAUGGUAGGCUUUAAUGCCAGAUAAGAUGAGUAUUUUAUUUUAAUGUGUAAAAAAACAAUAAUUUUUGAUCAGUGCAAUGGAGAAGAAAACCUGAUCUUGAUGUACCUGGAGAAAUCAUAUGUUCAGAUUGAUCAUGAAUUGGAGUCUUGGUAAAAUACCUGUGUUUCAACCUUUUUAAUAUGUAAAAGAUAUGUUAAAAAAAUUAAACAGUUUGGUGCAGAACCACUUUGGAGAUAACUAAAUGUUUGGAAUAAAGAUGAUGAAACCACAUUUAGUCCUGCUGUUUAAAAUACCACACAGGUGUUAAUGGUUAAACCUGUUAUAAGCUGCGUACUUCUUUUUUGCUGCAUUCUUUUGAUGUCAAGUCAACAUUUCAGAUCACAUCUGAUCAUUUAGCAGCUGUGAAACAACAACAGGUGGAGCCAGUCAACUACCCAUGAUCCUCCUGAGGUGACCGUCCUGCACUGGUUUGACAGUGGAUCUCAUAAUAGGAUUAUCUAUUCUGAGUACAGGAGAAAGACAGAAGGAGAAAAUGGACCAAACACCAACAUGGAAGCACAGAAACCUCGUCCUGGACUCACUUUAGAGAUGGUUUCACUGAUUUAAUCUGCUUUUUACCUGAGAUUGACAAUCAAUCCUGACAAUCCUGGAUUAUUGCAGCAGUGAUGGCAAUGGACGAGGUGAUGAAUGCUGAGGCGAUGGCGAAGAUGAACAGUUACUUCCUGUCGACUCUGACGGACAGUGAGGACAGUGAGGAAGACACCAGUCAGGAGGAGUCACAACCUGCCACCAGCUGGUACGAUCUGUCCAUCAUUGAACGCGUCAGCUUGAACAGUGUGGAGAUGUCAGAGGCCGAUCUGGAGACAGCUUACUCUCAAAUUGCUCUGGCCUUUCGCUGUGACCAGUACACACUGAAGCAGAGGCUCCAGGCAGAGGAGCACUCACGCAACCUGGCUGAGGAGAACAUCCAGCUGGAGUUGAGCAGAGGCAGGGAGACGCUGGAGGUCCUGAAGGGCCUGUGUCUGGACAGUCAGCGCAGUCAGAUCCUGCAGAAGCUGGAGCUGUGUCUGGACAUCAUCAGUGGGACUGUGGGACGGAUCUCUACCACGGCUGAAGUCCUCGGUGCGGUCCACCAGGAGGCCCGUAUGAGUUGGGCGGUGGAGCUCAUACUGGCUCACGUGGAGAACCUGAAGAAGCAACAUGAAACGCUCCAGGAGGAGCUGGAGGAGGCCAGGAAAAAGCUCCUCUCGGACCCCGACGCCUCCCCAGAUCCUGGUGAAAGUGAGGACACGCUGAGAAUCGGCCCAAAGAAGUUUGUUCGAAGGAGGGUCAGUGUGUCCAUCGUUACCUCUGAAACCCAGGAAAGAAGGAAGCAAGACUCCAGACAGCGGUCAAGUCGAGAACCGUCCAGCACCAAGUCCUGCCCGUCCCCGUCCCGCAGCUCGGACUCUAGUUACUGCACCAUGAACAAGGACGACAGUGUGUUAGUGGAAGACAGGUCAGCUGAUCCAUAUGGAGGUGCGCUUGAAGUCUUAGCUUCUCAGCCUCCUCCAGAACCUGAUCCCAUCAUCAGCACAGAGCCUCUUCCUUCAGAACCAGUGGUCAACAGGAAAACACUAAACAAAAAUCCCCCUGUGAAUACCUUGCGGCAAAGACACAAGAGAAAACCUGUUCCUCUGAGAAAGAAACCCGACAAGGACAAGAUUCUGAAUGUCCACAGACGGAGCUCUGCGUUCACGUAUGGGUCUGUGUGGAAACUACAUCUGCCAAGUCACUGGAAAAAUUGUUGCCACUGGCUGCUCAUUCAGUUCUGCCUGUUGCUGCUUUUCUCUGUCCUGGUGUCGACUUUUGUUUGGUGGAAUCUUUGAGAUGUAGAUGCCUCAAGUGUUUCCAACCUUUUCUGACUCACGGCACUUAUUUACCAUUAGAACCGUAUAUGUACUGUAUAUAUAUAAAUAUAUAUAUAUGUAAUGAAAUAUAUUGAUCUUCUGGUUUCAAAUUACUAACAAUUUACUUACUUCAAGUGGAACCUGGCCUAUUUAGUUGAACAGAACUUCCAGAGUUCCAUUAAUAUUAUAUAUUGUAUUUAUAUAUGUGUUUGUAUGUAUAUACAUAUUACAAUUGUCUUGAUUAAUCAUGAUCAUAAUUAAUCACGAUUAAUCAGGAUAUACUGAGAACUAAACAUUCUUUAAUAGGAAAAA